AUGGCGCCAACAUUACCGAGAGCGCCACUGCGCUCACUAUCCUCCACACUCCUUCCAUCUACGACCUCAACACCAUCGACCACCUCCACCGCCUUCCGAACAUUCAGCACAACAGCCUCCCGCCUCGAGGUCGACAUCCCCCCCGAGUCACCGCGGUUCAUCAACCUUCCGGAACUGCCACAGUCCUCCGAGGACAAGCUCCCACCGGUGAAGGGCGUGCUGCCGGUGCCGCGCGAGGUCUUCCACCGGCGCAACAACGGCAGCCACAAGAUCCAGGCCGGGUUCGUGGGGCAGACGGCGCCGCGGUCCAAGGCCGAGGCGGCGGGCGAGGCGGCGCGGUCCGACAAGGCGGCGUGGAAGCGGGCGCUGGCCGAGUCGCGGCGCAAGGCGCUGGCGGCGGGCAUCGACGGGCUGUGGGCGCGCAAGAACACGCGCGAGGGCGCGGCGAAGCGCCGCGCAGAGGCCCACCGCCUGCGCAACAAGGCCGCCGCCGACGCGCCCGAGGGGCUCGACGACCUCUACACGCGCGGCACCGUCACGCAGGCCACGCUCGACACCAAGGUGGUGCGCGACCCGCUGUACCGCGAGCGGCAGCUCGAGUCGCAGGCGCGCACGGCGGCGCUGCAGAAGGAGCGGUCCGAGGCCCGCAAGGAUGCCAUCCAGCGGCUGUACGUGGAGGCGGGCGACUUCAUCGUCAGUGAGGACGAGCUCGCCAAGAAGGUCGACGUGGUCUUCUCCAAGGCCCACUUCGAUGGCAAAGGGAGAUGGCAGGGCAGAUACAAGUCCGAGAACGUGUGGGACGCCUACGGCUCGCCGGUGCCCGUGAGGGCCAUGUUUGCCGGCUUGAAGGGGACGAGCACCAAGGCCCUCGACAGCUACAUGCCCGAAAUUGGCUUCACCACACAGCGCCAGAAGGUUGUUUCCGGCGAGCUCACUGGUGGCGCUGUGUCUUCGGGUGAUCACCGAGAUGGCCGGUGA
Diaporthe amygdali is the source of this 978-nucleotide messenger RNA. RefSeq lists its product as uncharacterized. The transcript has a single exon. Bases 1 to 978 code for a protein of 325 amino acids. The record is from RefSeq and is a predicted model, not a curated record. Lineage: Eukaryota; Fungi; Ascomycota; Sordariomycetes; Diaporthales; Diaporthaceae.